UGUGGCGAAUAUCAGCGAACAAUAAAGCUGGUAGCAUUAUCCGAUGAAGCGGCUCUGGACGAAGAUGUUGUUGCUGAGCAACAUAGGGUGGAUACAAUUACCUCUGAGCCGAGCGAUCAGUACAGGCUUGUUGUCGCUAAAAUAUCAAAGUCCUAUGAUGGACGGGCACUGGCAGUACGGAACGUUUCGUUCGCAGUUAAAAGUGGCGAGUGUUUUGGGCUGCUGGGAGUGAACGGAGCCGGGAAGACGACGAUGUUCCGGAUGUUGACCGGGCAGGUGCAGAUUGGCGCUGGCGACGCACUGAUCAAUGAAAAAAGCAUGCGUAACAACAGCUACAGUAGUAUGAGCAGUUCCGGCUACUGUCCACAGUUCGACGCGCUAUCUCCGAAUCUUACAGCCCGCGAGCAUCUCCGCUACUACUCGCUUUUGCGUGGUGUCCCGAAAGAAAGCGUCGAUACGGUGGUGAAUUGGGCGUUGAAUGAGUUGCAGUUAAAUGCUUAUGCGGAUGAGAUAUGCUCGAGCUAUUCUGGUGGUAAUAAGCGUAAACUAUCAGUGGCCAUUGCACUAGUCGCUGAUCCACCGCUGUUGUUACUUGAUGAGCCGAGUGCCGGAAUGGAUCCGUCAACGCAGCGUUUUAUGUGGAACGUGCUGCUGCAGCUGCGUAAGAGCAAGCGUGCAAUUGUGAUAACAUCGCAUAGCAUGGAGGAAUGCGAGGUGCUGUGCAGUCGGAUCGCUAUCAUGAGUCGUGGUCAGCUCAGGUGUAUUGGGCCCAUCCAACAUCUCAAGCACAGGUUUGGCGAAGGCUACACACUAACAAUUCGAUUAUGUAAAGCAGAAAACAUAAGCAAAGUUCAGAAGUAUAUGGCAGAACUUGUUCCGGCAGCCCAAUUGGAAGCAGUGCAUUGCUUAACUAUGUUUUAUCAAAUUCCAAACGCUUCUUGCACAAUUGCCAGUGUCUAUGAUGCCAUCUGCAAGAUGCAACAACUUGUUGAAAUCGACGAUUAUUCGUUGUCGCAGACCACUCUCGACGACAUGUUUGUCUCGUUCGUUCGACUUACUUCCUCCGAUGAAGCCGAUGAAGAUAGUAGAUCAUGA
Gongylonema pulchrum is the source of this 1095-nucleotide messenger RNA. The record is from the annotation of a GenBank genome assembly. Lineage: Eukaryota; Metazoa; Nematoda; Chromadorea; Rhabditida; Gongylonematidae.